This is a messenger RNA of Gryllus bimaculatus (two-spotted cricket), 582 nucleotides long. NCBI's taxonomy places the organism in Eukaryota, Metazoa, Arthropoda, Insecta, Orthoptera, Gryllidae. The record is from the annotation of a GenBank genome assembly.
GGAAAGUAAAAAAAACCUGAUCUUCUUAGGUAUUAAAACUUCUGAAAGAGGAAUUUCAACAAAUAGGAGUAUGCAUGGUCCUUGAUGGAAAUGAUUUUUUUUAUAAAAUUGAAUUCAAUCAUGCACCUUCAUAGAUAAAUGCAUUCCUUUUCAUUGUCGGCCUGGCAUUGAAACCUGGAACUGAUGUGACAGCUGUGGAACAAUAUGUGGAUCAUGCUGAUAUGGUGCUUAUCAUGACAGUCGAACCAGGUUUUGGAGGCCAGAAAUUCAUGACUGACAUGAUGAAUAAAGUACGAUGGCUCAGGCAGCAAUACCCUGAAUUGGACAUAGAAGUUGAUGGAGGAGUUGGUCCAGCUACAAUAGCAGCUUGUGCUGAGGCUGGUGCUAAUAUGAUUGUGUCUGGUACAGCAGUUAUUGGAGCUAAAGAUCCAAAAGCAGUGAUUUCCCAAAUGAGGGAUACAGUUAAUAGCUCUCUCCAGCAAUUACAAAAUAAAAGUUCUUGAAUUAUGUGGUAAAUAUAAAAUUGUAUAACAGCAUUCCAUUUGUUAAGAUAUGCACUCAAAGAAAUAUAUUUUUAUGGUA